Molecule: messenger RNA, 1383 nt
Organism: Cladophialophora immunda
Lineage: Eukaryota; Fungi; Ascomycota; Eurotiomycetes; Chaetothyriales; Herpotrichiellaceae
Exons: 1
Coding region: 202-1113 (303 amino acids)
Biological process (GO): DNA catabolic process
Molecular function (GO): endonuclease activity; nucleic acid binding
Source: RefSeq, a predicted model, not a curated record
GCCACGACAACAUGCAUGAAUUGACAAUGCAUCACUUGACCGCCUUGACGACCCAUAUCCCCACGAUGUAAUAAGGGAUACAGCAUACAAAUAGAAGAACCACCACGAUCGCUCCCUGACUCCUCCUCUCCCUCUUUCCGCCUACCCUCUCUCCGCCAUUCCUCCACCUCCCUCCGCGGCCUUCUCGAGAUAUCACGAACAAUGCACUACCCGACCGCCUACAUCGUCCUCUCGCUCCUCUCGCUCCUUGCACCCACCGCGGCAUGGGGCUCGCUCGGCCACCGCACCGUCGCCUACCUGGCGUCGACAUACUUCACGCCCGAGUCGACGCGGAUGACGAACCACCUGCUCAACGGGCAGGACAUCUCGGAGGCGGCGCUCUUCCCGGACAAGGUGCGGCACAUGCCGCAGUUCGCGUACACGCGGGGGUGGCACUACAUUGACGCGCAGGACACGCCGCCGGGCCAGUGCGGGAUCAACAUGACGCGGGACUGCGCCGUCGCGGGCGGCGGGUGCGUGGUCAGCGCCAUCGCCAACCACACGGCGCGCGUCGCCGACCCGGCGCUGCCGCACGCCCUGCGCGGCCAGAGCCUGCGCUUCAUGAUGCACUUCUUCGGCGACGUCCACCAGCCGCUGCACACCGAGGCCGAGGACCGCGGCGGCAACGAGUACAUGGUGCACUUCGACGGCCGCCGCACCAACCUGCACAGCGUCUGGGACACGCUCAUCCCCAACAAGUACGCCGGCAUGGGCCACGACGACGAGUUCGCCGCCGCGUGGCUGUGGGCGCAGAGACUCUCCGGCGCGGAGACCGGCCACCGCGGAGGACGCCUCGAGGGGGAGGGGGAGGGAGAGUGUCUGCACGACGCGGCAGACUGCGCGCUGUCCUGGGCCGGGGAGGCGAAUGGCUACGUCUGCUCCUAUGUCUUGGCUCACGACGUCCACGACCAGGACCUGGGCGGCGACUACUACGAGGGUGCCAUCCCCGUCAUCAACGACUUGGUCCAGAAGGCUGGACGAAGACUAGCGGCCUGGAUCAACUCCAUCUCUGCAGACUACACGCCUAGUUAUGCCGAUAAUGUGGACCUCGAUCACGCAAUACAAACCCAGUAAAGUUGGAAGGAUAUCCUCGUCAUUGAGCCUUCCAAUAGUCAGUUGUCAGCUAUAUAGAGCAAUGUUGUUGUUGUUUUCCUCGAGCGCCGGCUUGUCGAUAUAGACCUAGAGCUUGCCCAAGCUCGGCGUCUUCUCAUGCCAUGAUGGAGGGGAGUACAAACUCGAACCACCAGGAAGGUACAGAUAACAGAGAAGAGGCGAUGCGGCCGUGUGAUAUUCAAGCGAGUCGCGGUUCGUAGUUGAGCUUGACGCCAAUUUUGUGCCACUUCC